Molecule: messenger RNA, 1665 nt
Organism: Oncorhynchus keta (chum salmon)
Lineage: Eukaryota; Metazoa; Chordata; Actinopteri; Salmoniformes; Salmonidae
Product: aldo-keto reductase family 1 member B1-like
Exons: 10
Coding region: 315-1265 (316 amino acids)
Cellular component (GO): cytosol
Molecular function (GO): aldose reductase (NADPH) activity
Source: RefSeq, a predicted model, not a curated record
CACACACACACACACACACACACACACACACACACACACACACACAUACAUACAUACAUACAUACAUGCUGAUUCAUUCAGCUACUCCUUCACUCGCCCUUUCCUGGCCCUAUCUGCUGCUUUAGCUGUAGGGGGCGGGAGGCAGGCGUAACCCAUCAAAUCCAGACGCUCUACAUAAACCCCAUUCACAUCUGUGUUUCAGCUGUUCUUGUGCUGCACUGAGAAUACUGAUUCCUUCCACGUUGAAUACAGGAAUCCUCUCCUCUCACAACCCAGAAUCCUAGGAUUGAUACUACAGCAGCUCUUUAAUAAAGAUGACACCCACUGUGACUCUCAACACCGGGGCCAGCAUGCCUAUCGUGGGCUUGGGGACAUGGGGGGCAGAAGCAGGCGAGGUCACGGAGGCAGUGAAAGCAGCAAUCUCUGCAGGCUACAGACACAUAGACGGAGCCUACUGUUACCAGAAUGAGGACAUGGUGGGAGUUGGCAUUCACACCAUGAUUGGCCAGGGGGUGGUGAAGAGAGAGGAGCUUUUCAUCGUCAGUAAGCUGUGGUGUACUCUCCAUCAGAAGUCUAUGGUGAAGGGAGCCUGUCAGAAGACUCUGAGUGACCUCAAGCUAGACUACCUGGACCUCUACCUAAUACACUUCCCUAUGUGCUUUCAGCCUGGAGAGAAUCUAUUUCCUUUUGGUGAAGACGGACAGGUAGCCGCAGGUGAAAGCAACUUCCUGGACACUUGGGAGGCUAUGGAGGAGCUGGUGGAUGCUGGUCUGGUCAAGGCUAUCGGUGUCUCCAACUUUAACAAAGACCAGAUUGAAUCCAUCCUAAACAAGCCAGGCCUCAAGUAUAAACCUGCCAACAACCAGAUUGAAUGCCACCCCUAUCUGACUCAGGAGAAGCUGAUCAACUACUGUCACUCUAAAGGCAUCUCAGUGACAGCCUACAGCCCUCUGGGCUCCCCAGACAGACCAAGGGCGAAACCUGGUGAGCCGCAACUGCUUGAGGACCCAAAGUUAAAGACCAUCGCUGAUAAGCACAAUAAGACUCCAGCACAGAUCCUUAUCCGCUUUCAAAUCCAGAGGAAUGUGAUCGUCAUUCCCAAGUCGGCUACGCCCUCCCGGAUCAAGGAAAAUUUUCAGGUGUUCGACUUCGAGCUGAAUGAUGAAGACAUGAAAGUCAUCUUGAGUUUCAACAGGAACAUGAGAGGAUUCGCUAUGAAAUGGGGCAACAAGCACAAAGACUUCCCUCUGCAUGCAGAAUACUGAAACCUCCGUGUGGACACCCACAUCCCUACACUGGGGACAUACGGCGAGAGGUUCAGUAGUUGUACAGAUUCAACCACUACUGUGACCUUGUUCAUGAGGCAAACAGAAUGUCAAUGUGUAAUGUAAUACGUGCCAGAUAUUGUUGCCUUUACUUGUUCAGAGUUGAACCAUGUUGUACAUUUACCUACAUGUUGGGAAGUGCCUUUGAACGCAUGGUGUCCCUGUGCUCCUUGUUGUAAUGUAACAUUAUAUUAAUAAUUCCUUCGGCAGUGAUCUUUAGAGAUAUCUCAACCAAUAUGUUAAACAUUGACAGCUUACACAGUAAAAUGUGACUCAUUCCAGAAUUUCAAAGAAAAUUAUCAUAAAUAAAACUGUUCGAGGGGAACUGGGAAUUUCACAA